Molecule: messenger RNA, 1423 nt
Organism: Acyrthosiphon pisum (pea aphid)
Lineage: Eukaryota; Metazoa; Arthropoda; Insecta; Hemiptera; Aphididae
Product: programmed cell death protein 2-like
Exons: 6
Coding region: 889-1380 (163 amino acids)
Biological process (GO): apoptotic process
Cellular component (GO): cytoplasm
Source: RefSeq, a predicted model, not a curated record
CACAGACUUCUAUACUAUAUUUGUAAUAAUGUGUAGCUCGGUCUGAUAAUUAAUCACAGAUAUACCUGUAUGGUAUACACAGACUCACUUCUAUACAGAUUUCUAUAUAGAAGUCUGUGCAAUUAAUGAAUGAUGAUAACCGGUGUCCGGUACGUAGCACGAUCAGAGAUGAGUUUAGGAAGUUGAAUAGUUUAUAAUUAUUUCAAUACAAAAAUUGUCAUAAAAAAAUUUAUAUUUUGUAUUUUAAGAAAACAUUUCUAUUUACCAAGGCACUUUGGGGACAGGUUUGAACGCAAAUUUGAAAACUGAAAAAAAAAAUGUCAAAAGCAUCACAAAAAAGUCUUACUGGGUUUUGCGGACGAACAUAUCAAAAGUGAAAGCUGUUCUGAUGAUGCAUACACAAUAAAUAAAAUUGGAGGAUUGUCUAAUACGCUAAAUCAGAAUUUUUCUCCAAAAUGUCCUCUGUGUAAUCGCCAGACACCAUUACUCAUUCAGAUAUAUGCACCUGUUACAAAUUCUAUUUACCAUAGAACCUUAUAUAUACAUGCAUGUGUAAGCCCAGAAUGUUGGAACAAAUCUCAGAGUUGGAUAUGUUUGAGACGACAGUGGGUCGCAGUAGAUGAUUAUGAUAAUAAGCAGCAGUCUACAACGUUUAUCGAAUGGUGUGAUGAUGCUGAUGAUUGGGGUGAGGAAACCAUAGCUGUGGCUGAAGAAAAUGGUAAUAUUACUGUUCCAAGCCAAGCAAUUGAAAUAUGUGAUACUGCAAGUGCCGAGUUAGAAAAUUCUGAUGCUGAUGAUAAUGUAGUUGCUGAGCCAAUUGAAAUACCAAAUACAAAUUUUUUUCAAUUACUAGAUAGUAGAAAAGAAAUACCUUCGGAUCACUAUGAUAUGACUAUAUAUUUUGAGCCAUAUUAUAUAUCGGUAGCUUAUGAAGAAUCAUCUGAUACAGUUAAAGAGCAUGCAAAUAACUUAUUACACAGCUAUCAAAAUAAUCAAAUGAUUCUUGAAGAAAAGAAUGAAGGCUAUGAAAAAAGUUUACCAGCACAUGGUGAUAAGCUUUUUGAAACAUUUGCAUCAAUAAUAAGAAAAAACCCUGGUCAAAUUUUACGGUAUUGUCGUACUGGAGGUAAACCUUUAUUUUUAUAUGAAGAAAGUGAACCAAAUGAAUGUACCAACUGCAAAGGUAAAUUAUUAUUUGAGUUACAAAUUCUUCCAUCAUUAAUUACAUAUUUAAAACUAAUAUGUGGAGAUGAUCACCUUGGUAGUGGACACUUAGAAUUUGGAACAGCUCUAAUAUACACUUGUGAAAAUAAUUGCUGGAAUGAAGGAGAUACUUAUAAGUAUGAAUGUGUCAUAGUUCAAGAAGAAAAACUGUUUUAAAUUUUUAUAUUUAUCUAAUAAAAGAUUUAAACAAUCAAUAAAA